AUGGUUGAUUCUUCUACCAUGGCUGAGAAUCUGUACAUCUCAAGUAUUCUUCAUAAAACUUGCAUUGAGGUGGAUGAAGAAGGAACUGAAGCUGCAGCCAUUUCUGUUGCAUUCAUAGUGACAUGCUCAGCAUAUGAAUCAAGAAAACCAGAUUUCAUAGCUGACCAUCCAUUUCUGUUCGUGGUGAGAGAAGACAAGAGUGGAGUGGUUGUGUUCAUGGGUCAAGUUCUUGAUCCUUCAAAACAUUGA
Molecule: messenger RNA, 249 nt
Organism: Eruca vesicaria subsp. sativa (arugula)
Lineage: Eukaryota; Viridiplantae; Streptophyta; Magnoliopsida; Brassicales; Brassicaceae
Source: the annotation of a GenBank genome assembly